This is a messenger RNA of Glycine soja, 1727 nucleotides long. RefSeq names its product basic leucine zipper 9-like. Lineage: Eukaryota; Viridiplantae; Streptophyta; Magnoliopsida; Fabales; Fabaceae. Gene Ontology annotation, molecular function: DNA-binding transcription factor activity. The coding region runs from base 71 to 1030 and encodes 319 amino acids. The record is from RefSeq and is a predicted model, not a curated record. The transcript is spliced from 6 exons. Gene Ontology annotation, biological process: regulation of DNA-templated transcription.
AUCAAACAGCUUCUCUUAUUCCCUUUUCUCUCUCCCUCUACUCUCCCCACCUCUUUCUCAUUUUUCGGCCAUGGAGUCCAAGUGGGGCGCCGCCGCCACCAGCAUCAUAGCGGCAAACUUCGACGACUUCAAGUGGAUCGCCUCCAUGUUCUAUCCCGACGUUGCAAACGACAACGUCAAGCCAUGCAAGCUCGAUCCUUUCACCGACGAAGCUUUCCAAAACCUGGAGGCAGUAACCGCAUCUUCAACAUGUGGUGGAGUAACAGAAGAUACCCUUGUCCACUCCCAAAACCUCACUCCCAUUCAAUCCACUAUCUCUGCAACUAUUGAUUCUCUGUCUUCCAUUUGUGUUGGGAGCCCAUUGUCUGCUAAUAAACCAAACGCGAGAGAUAAUCAAGUAAAAGGGGCCACCACCACUACAAGUGGUUCCUCACGUGAGCCAUCUGAUGAGGAUGAUGAAGCAGGUCCUUGUGAACAAAGCACAAACGCUAUUGAUGUGAAGCGCCUAAGAAGGAAGGUUUCUAAUCGAGAGUCUGCAAGGAGGUCCAGGAGGAGAAAACAAGCCCAUUUGGCUGACCUGGAGUGGCAAGUCGAACGGUUGAGACUUGAAAACGCAAACCUAUUUAAGCAGCUUACAGAUGCCAGCCAACAAUUUCGUGAAGCUGAUACAAAUAAUCGAGUCCUAAAAUCAGAUGUCGAAGCUUUGAGAGCUAAGGUGAAAUUAGCUGAGGAUAUGAUCACUCGUGGCACACUCACCCCUACCAACAACCAGAUUCUUCAAAAUCAGAGUCCACUAAACACCCCACCUCAACUCAACACGAAUAAUUUACGCCGCAUGGGAUAUGUUUCGCCAACCUUCACCGUCCAUGGGAAUGAUGCUACUGCUUCAUAUGGUGGUGGAAUCACAGUUAGUGGACAAAAUUCACCGCUUGGUGGGCUUGGAAACUUGGAUAAUAUUCCAUGCAGCGAUUUCAAUAGUGGAGUCAAUAGCGAUAAUGCUGUGAGCUCUAUGACUAGCAUGUGGCCUUAAUUAACUUGACGUAAUUUUUAUGGGUGAUGUUAGGUGCACUCAGUAUUUUUUGAAAAUGUCAAAACUGCCCUCCGCUAUCUUCUUCUUUUAAAAGCUGUUUUUUUUUGUGUGUGCAAAAAUGUUAGCGCAGUGUUUCUUUCGUACGAAUCAAGUUGAUCCACAAGGUUGAUACGGAUCAAGUUGAUCCAUAUCUUGAUAUUAAGCAUACAGAUUAACUUGAUCCGUAAAAGCCUUACGGAUCAACUUGAUCCGUAAGCUUAUAGAAAAUUUCAACGGUGCAGCACCAACAGAAGAAGAAUACGCAAAGUCGAGGUGAAGACCACCACCACCAUGCUGCCAAUAAUGUUGAAGAAGAACGCGCAAAAGAAGACAAAGGGCAGUCGCGGAUGGAAAACGAAACGAAAGAGACAAGGUGCGUAAGGAAGAAAAAGUGUUGGGUGCACUAAUAUUUUUAAAAAUAUGUCAGGGGUAUUUCAGUCUUUUUCCCUUAAGUGUUGGGUGCACCAGCAAUAAUGCUGGGUGCACCUAGCAUCACCCAAUUUUUAUUACACCUCAUCUUGUAGUAGUGUCCAGUUAGAUAUAAUAUUAUGUAUGCCUUAAUUUAUUAGAUUUGUAUUUAGGUUAUAUUGUGGAAAAUAACAAAGGGCUUUCUACAUGUCAGAUCCCGUCUAGAAUACUUAGCAUGGUUUGUGUUAAA